UCUAAUAAACUUUCAAUUCUUCAUAAUUUCUUUUCCUUAACAUUAUUUAAAUAUUUUUAUAUAUUAAAUACUUAGCUUUCUUAGUUUUUGUUACAUUAUUAAUUUCAUUUAAUACUAACUUCAGUUGUUUUACUUUUAAUUGUGUCAAUUGUCUAUUCUGUAAACAUCAUGGUCAACUAGCUCGCCUUUGAAAUAAAGAAUAAGGAUUUGUUGAGUAGCUAUCAGUAGGCCUACGGUUACGCAUCGACAUUAACAUGAAGAAAGUUGUUUUAUUCAAAAGUGCAUCAGAAGAUUACAAAAGAGCUUUCACUGAGAACAAUUAUCAAGUGGUGUUUGUGGAACCCUUACGAUUCUCGUUCAUAAACCUUGACGCUCUCAAAGAUAAACUUGCACUUAACGAGUACGAGGGCCUAAUACUGACCAGCCCUCGCGCCAUAGACGCCGUGUCCAAAUGUUGGGAUCCCUCCAAGUUUGUAACAUGGAAUAUGAAAAAAGUCUACACAGUAGGCCCUGUGAGCAGUCAAAAAAUAACUCUUUCACUAGGCCUGGAACCGCUGGGAAGCACUGCAGGUAAUGCCGAAAACCUAGCCAAAUUAAUCAGUACCGAGAAUACAAAGACUUCAAAAUUUUUAUUUCCAUGUGGCAACCUGAGAUCGGAGACCCUUCCCAACAUGUUGCAGAUGCAGGAGAUUACAAUAGAUUCCGUCACGGUGUAUGAAACCAAGGAGAACGAGAGUCUUAAAGAAGAUUUGAUAGCACUGAACGAGGGGGACCAGGACCCGUGCUGCAUGGUGUUCUUCAGCCCGUCGGGGUGCGAGUACAUUCAUCGUCAGCUGCAGACCUUCAACAACAAGCUCUCUACAUUGCCACACUUUGCUAUCGGCAACACAACAGCACACAAAAUUGAAAAUCUGGGCUUAGAAAUAGCCGGUGUCGCAGCCAAACCUGUCCCAGAGAGUGUUGUGCAAUCUGUUAACUCUUAUUUCACACCCCACCAAUAAAUUUAAUUAGAAUUGAGUCUUGGUUUAGUUAAUUGCAAUAUGUACAAAAAAAGUGAAAAUAUAAAUGUUAAAUGUGAUAUCAACAAAAUAUACUGGUGUUGGUAUUUGUCUCUAGCUAAACAUAGGUAUAACAUUAGGCAAAAUAAUAUGUAAUAUACCAAAAUUUAUAAGAAUUUUGAUAGGCAAUAUUACUGUGAUAAAUUUCUGUUGCAUUUGAAGCACAUUAUUGUGAUAAAUUGUAGUAAAAUUUAAAAAUCUGUAACCAAUGUAUAAUAUAUAUUGUUAUAGAGGUGAUGAGUGUAAUUUUAUACAUGAAAGUUAAAAAAUUAGUGUAUGUGUACCAAUGAUGUUAUG
Achroia grisella is the source of this 1355-nucleotide messenger RNA. RefSeq names its product uroporphyrinogen-III synthase-like. Gene Ontology annotation, molecular function: uroporphyrinogen-III synthase activity. Bases 255 to 1001 code for a protein of 248 amino acids. NCBI's taxonomy places the organism in Eukaryota, Metazoa, Arthropoda, Insecta, Lepidoptera, Pyralidae. The record is from RefSeq and is a predicted model, not a curated record. The transcript has 2 exons. Gene Ontology annotation, biological process: uroporphyrinogen III biosynthetic process.